Messenger RNA from Theobroma cacao (cacao), 1888 nucleotides. RefSeq names its product Ras-related small GTP-binding family protein. NCBI's taxonomy places the organism in Eukaryota, Viridiplantae, Streptophyta, Magnoliopsida, Malvales, Malvaceae. The record is from RefSeq and is a predicted model, not a curated record. Gene Ontology annotation, molecular function: GTPase activity; GTP binding.
CCCUGCUGAGAUUGACACAACCUAUGAACCUGACGCGCAUCUUAGAGCGUGACCGACAAUUCCAUCCAACUUCAAGUUUCUCUGUUUAAUCACAUCCGUAUCAGCACAUGAAAGAAGAACCAUAUUCAAUCCAUCAGAAAACUAAUUUUGAAUGCUUUAACCUUUUUUUUUUUAUCUGAUUGAUUUCCCCUUUUUUCUAACUAUCUUAUAAACCCCACUUAAAGCAUUGAUUUUUUUCUUUGUUUUUUUUUUUUAAAUAUAGUUUGAACCAAAGUUUAUUCGAUUGAGAUUUGGAAGCUCUAAACAGAAAUUUAGAUAGAUACCCACUUCUUGUAUUUCCAUUUCAAAGAUACCCAUUUGGAGUACUCUUCUUGUUAGAUCCAAUUUCAUUUAGAACUGAUUAGUCUUGGGGUCAUGGAUUUGGGUAUAGAUCUUGGGUGGAUUUUGGUGUGAGAUGGAUUUUGGAUGGAAAUUUUGGAUACGCAUUUCGAGAAAUUGUACCUGUUUGACGGGACUUGAUUAGUCUUCUUAUUGCUUGUAUAAGUGUUGGGUUAUUUUUUGGAAUAGAUUUUUUCCUUUUUGGUUUGAGAGAGGAAAAGAGAAACAAAAAUGUUUUGGAGGGAACGUGAGAGGGAGAACAAAGAGCUUAACGGAGGACCUCCUUGUGGGCAGGUUAGAGUUCUUGUUGUUGGUGAUUCAGGUGUCGGGAAAACUUCUCUUGCUCAUUUGAUUGUGAAAGGUUCUUCUGCUGCUCGGCCUCCUCAAACAAUUGGAUGUACUGUUGGUGUGAAGCAUACUACAUAUAGUAGUCCUGGUAGCUCUUCAAGUAGCGUUAAAGGGGAUGCUGAAAGAGAUUUCUUCAUUGAACUCUGGGAUGUGUCAGGACAUGAGCGAUAUAAAGAUUGUCGGUCUCUUUUUUAUUCACAAAUUAAUGGUGUUAUUUUUGUUCAUGAUCUUUCCCAAAGGAGAACAAAAACAAGCUUGCAGAAGUGGGCAGCUGAGAUUGCAGCAACUGGGACAUUUUCAGCUCCUCUAGGUUCUGGAGGUCCUGGGGGACUCCCUGUGCCAUAUAUUGUUAUUGGUAACAAAGCUGAUGUUGCUGCUAAAGAGGGUACAAAGGGUAGCAGUGGCAAUCUUGUUGAUGUAGCUCGUCAGUGGGUUGAGAAGCAGGGUUUGCUUCCAUCUAGUGAGGAGCUUCCACUGACUGAGAGUUUUCCUGGUAGUGGAGGCCUUAUUGCUGCUGCCAAAGAUGCAAGAUAUGACAAGGAAGGUGUAAUGAAGUUUUUUCGCAUGUUGAUCAGGAGAAGAUAUUUUUCAGAUGACUUACCAGCUCAAAAUACAUGGUCCAUAUCUCCUGUUCAGAGACCUUCUCGACGUUUAGAUGAAAAUUCCAGUGAUGAUGAUCAGUUGUACAAGCGUACGAGUUUGAGUGGCGAUCCUUACAAGUACAACAUGCUUCCUCCCUUACCAGCUCAGCGAAAUCUGACUCCACCUCCCACGCUUUACCCGCAGCAGCCAGUUUCAGUGACUGAGAAUUACAACCUCCCAAGAUUCUCCUUUACUGGCUCCCAAGAAAUCAGCAGCACCACCAGAUCGAAGCGCGCAGAUAUUAAUGUCUGAUGUAAUAUGGUUUCCAAUGUUAGCUACACAGUCACCAUUGCUGGGGAGGGAAAAUGUUGUGUUGGCUGUAUGAUUCUUUGCUCCAUUCUUUUUUUCUUUACCCCUUUUUCGUUUUGCUUGUAAAACUGGCAUGCCAAUUCUUUUAUAUCCGAUGGCCCUCUGGUUGUAAGGGGUUUCUGGGUUUUACAGUUUUACCGGAUGUAUAAUUAUUGAUUGUUUAUCCCCAAAAUAUAGGCAAUUCUUUUCAAUCAAAACCACUUUUCUUUAA